This is a messenger RNA of Perca fluviatilis (European perch), 2694 nucleotides long. It is a transcript of the gene vsx2, whose product is annotated as visual system homeobox 2. Gene Ontology annotation, cellular component: nucleus. Bases 829 to 2022 code for a protein of 397 amino acids. The record is from RefSeq and is a predicted model, not a curated record. The transcript has 5 exons. Gene Ontology annotation, molecular function: DNA-binding transcription factor activity, RNA polymerase II-specific; sequence-specific double-stranded DNA binding. Lineage: Eukaryota; Metazoa; Chordata; Actinopteri; Perciformes; Percidae. Gene Ontology annotation, biological process: regulation of transcription by RNA polymerase II.
CUCUCCUCCGGGGAAAUGUUCCUGUGAUUUAAUCUACUCUGUAGUCUGUGCUGCUGCUGUGGGAUUAGCGCAGUGCAAGACCGUGCAGCGCCCACUGGGUCCAUAUCGUCCAGCUGUCGUUUUUGGGAGGGCCUUUGAUUUGCGUGUGAUGAGUUUCCCAUAGCAUCUGGAGAUCAAUUAUCCAUUCGUGUGAGCCAGUGGUUGAGAAGAGAGAUCAUAGCUUGCUAUGUGCGUGUGUUUGUGUGUAAACCAUUCAGCGAAAGGCAAUACUGAUUUAUUUUAGGAGAUUGAGGUAAUUUUGCAGCAUUUCAAAGGUUUAGAGGUAUGAAAUAGACGAAAAAACGGAAAAAAAUGACAUAAGCGAUGGUAGGCUAUAUCUGCAGUGAGUCUAUACUGAUGUAGCCCAUACAUAUGGUUUUAAUGUUAUUUUGUCAUAUCAUUAUCUCUGUAGCCUAUGAUUCUAGGUGUCUAUCAUUCUCAGCAUUUCGCCCCUCUUCCUGCAGCCUGCAGCCUUGGAGACAAUCAUUUCGUUCCCUCCUUUCUUUCUGUAGCCUAAAUCCCCUCCUCGUUUAUCCAUAUAGUCCUGAGGAAAAUGCAGAUAUGUAUUCGAGAGGGCGUAUAAGGCAUCCAUGAUCCAAAGGAAUCCUGAAUCCCUGCAGCUGAUUGGCUGCUGGCUCCUGCCUCUUGUUGGGAUGGACCUGUUGGAUAAAAGGACCAUUUUCUGAAGGACUCUUGUGUGUGAUACAGAGGAUCAUGCACAGGGGACCGUCCUGUAAGACGGCAUAAUAACUAAUAGGCCUUUCAAGUAGGCUAGCAUCCGAAGACAACAUGACGGGGAAACAAGGCGCUGUGCUGACGGAAAGUUUAAAUAUAUCGGAGAAAACCUCUCUGGGUGCAAAUGGAGGGAGUAACAGCCACCAGCCGAAGAGCAGCGCGACCCAUCCGCCGCCCAGGUGCACCGGCUUUGGCAUCCAGGAGAUACUGGGGCUGAAUAAGGAGCCGUCCGCGGCCCCGAAGAACCCGCUAAACUCGCUGCCGCCCGGGGCGCACCUGAUCACCGCCAGGUCCUUUCUGGGCCCCGCCGGCGUGGGUAUGGGUGUCGGGAUGGGAUUAAUCGGCCCUGGUGGAAUUCCGUCGUUUUACAGACAACCAGCGUUUUUGGAGACUGUGCUGUCGGACGCACAAGACGUUCACCUGCAGCCCCACAGCAGGUCCGUAGGGCCGCUGGACACCAGCCAGUCUGCCAGCUCAGACUCAGAUGAUUUAUCUUCAAAUGAACGAAAACUUUCGAAGUCAUCAGUAAGUCAGAGCAAGAAACGCAAGAAAAGACGCCACCGAACCAUAUUCACCUCAUAUCAGUUGGAGGAGCUGGAAAAGGCCUUUAAUGAAGCGCACUACCCGGAUGUUUAUGCCCGAGAGAUGUUGGCCAUGAAAACAGAGCUACCUGAAGACAGGAUACAGGUAUGGUUUCAGAACCGCAGAGCCAAGUGGAGAAAGAGGGAGAAGUGCUGGGGCCGCAGCACUGUGAUGGCUGAGUAUGGGCUGUAUGGAGCCAUGGUGAGGCAUUCCAUCCCCCUGCCAGAGUCCAUCCUCAAGUCGGCCAAGGAUGGCAUCAUGGAGUCCUGCGCCCCCUGGCUGCUCGUCCAAGAUGGCUUACCAAUCAACAGACGCUAUUCUAAAUCUGAAUACCCGCAACUCUUUGCAGGGAUGCACAAAAAGUCCACGGAGGCAGUGGUCCCCCCGGCAACAGGACAGUGCGAUGCGCCCCAGCAGCCAAGCUCUCAGAGGGUGGAAGAAGCUGAAGCAGAGGAAAAGAGGUCAGAGGGCAAGUCCACCAUUUCUAAAGAGGAACUGCGAGAGAACAGCAUUGCUGCACUCAGGGCCAAGGCACAGGAGCACAGUGCCAAAGUGCUGGGGACAGUUUCUCAUGACAGACUGCUGGAGGGCAAACUGGAGAGACAGGCGGCCGAGGAGAAAGCUGGUGAUCCCCUGAUUCCAGCAGAGGAGGAGAAAAGUCCGUAGAGACUAUCACAUUCCUCUGGACUGCUAUUCUCAUGAGUGAAUGCAGUGGGCUGGCUGUACUUACGCAAUAGAACUCACUGUCCAGCAGGUUUCCCUCCCACAUUGACUUCUCUUAGACUGGCCUGUAUCUGGACUUCUUUAAGAAGAAAAGUCAUCUGGCCGUCACCGGUUCACUGCUACACGGAAGAUGCAAAAUGCACUUUGUCUGAUUUACUUCCAAACCCACAGUUGUUGUUGCGUUUGCAUAGUAGGGAAGAUGUGACUGAGAGUAAAGUGUUAAUAUUGGUGUAUAUAGACCCUGCAGUUAUAUAUAGAGCCAGAUGAUUCAAAUUGUAUCCAAUAUAACAGUUAGAUCAUAUUAAUUAGGACUACCAAUGACCAAUAAACGGUCAAGUACAUUUAAUUCUUGGCAUUCAUUUUUAUGUUGCUUGUACAGUUAUGGUGACAUUUGAAAUAAGAACCAUCCCACCGACAGAAAGUAAUUGUUGUCCUAUAUCGCGUUGUAUAUACUUGAUAUAUUAAUCUCUCUCACUAAAGGCACACUUUGACAUAUGUUUUCUUGUUGUCUUAAAAAAAUGUUUGUUGUUGUUUUCAUUUCAAAAUAUGUAUAACUCAAAAUACAAAGCAUAAAAUAGAAAUCGCCUUUUAUUAAAUGUGGCUUUUUGGUGUCUA